This is a messenger RNA of Cylicocyclus nassatus, 1471 nucleotides long. NCBI's taxonomy places the organism in Eukaryota, Metazoa, Nematoda, Chromadorea, Rhabditida, Strongylidae. The record is from the annotation of a GenBank genome assembly.
AGCAAUGACUCGGCACGGUAAAAAUUGUACAGCAUCAUCCGUUUAUUCAUACCAUGAACGACAGAGAGACGCUAAAGUUAGCGGUUAUGGCACACUACAUGCUCGUCUUGGAGCUGAUUCUAUAAAGGAGUUCGAUUGUUGUUCAUUAACUUUGCAACCUUGCAAAAAUCCCGUCAUCACUCCAUCUGGUUUUCUCUUUGAUCGUGAGGCUGUGCUGGAGUAUAUCUUGGCCCAAAAGAAGGAAAUAGCCAAGCGAACGAAGGAGUGGGAACGGCAAAAUGCUAUUCAAGCUGAGGAACAGAGAAAGGCCCAAAAAUCCGAUCAAGAAAAGAUUGUUAGAAAAUUUGACGAAGUUGAAGGUACCCCAGCGCAUCCAGGCUAUAAAAUCUACUCAAAUGAGGCUCGUGAGAGCGUCACGAACCCCAAUCCUCUGAAGCGGCCAGGCAGCGCCAUAACCGUCCAACCAGCACAGAAAGUUAAAGCGCUAGGAACUGAGGGAGAAAUCUCGAACAUGAAAGGGGAGAGGAGCAAGGAAUUGCCCAGUUUUUGGAUCCCAGAGCUCAACCCUACCGCUGAAUCUACAAAGCUCGAGAAACCUUCUCAAAAAGUACUUUGCCCAUUAUCUGGGAAGCCCUUGAAGCUGAAGGACCUGAUGGAAGUCAAAUUUACGCCGAUACCAAAAGAUGAAGAAGAGAAAAGUAUCAUAGCAGCAAAGGUGCGGUAUAUGUGUCCUGUAACUCAUGAUGCCUUGACCAACACUACGCGUUGCGCAUACUUGAAAAAGUCCAAGUGUGUUGUUACGUGGGACGUGGUUGAAAAACUAAUAAAAAAGGAUUGGACGGAUCCGGUGUCUGGAGAUCCCAUGACGGAAAGUGAUAUAAUCGAAAUGCAGAGAGGAGGUACUGGAUACGCUGCAACAAAUGAAGUGAAAGCCAAAUUGGUCCGACCUCAGUUGGAAUUACAAUGAUCUCUUCUCAUUCUACCUGUGAUUAUAUUUGACCUUGUAUUUACGAGGCGUUCAUGAUUGCGGAAUAACAUCGGAUAUAAUCAGAAUAGUUUCAUCUCUUUGCGGAGAAAGACGGAGCGUCACGAAGAUCUGGGGCAGUGCGUUUUGCAGAUCAAGGUCGCGGUUGAGGAAAUAAACACUAUUCGAAGUAAAAGUAAACUAAAGUAAGUAAACUAACUAAGUAAGCUGUAUUAUCACCUUUGCAUCAGUUCUUUCUCAGCUUAGAUGCUCUAAGUAGAAGGCAAAUAGUGUCUUUGCGAUGGCAAUGUGCAACAAAAUUUUGUAUAAAUACGGCACUUUCGGUAAGCAAUACGGUCAGAUUCGAAACUGCGCGAGAUAUGACCGAUGUUUAAUAGUGAACAGCUGGGAAAUUUUGUGAUAAGUUGGCCAGAUAAGUAAUUUUGGCACUAAACUUUUUGAAAACAAACUUUGCUUCUAUCAGUAACCCCAAAAAUUCAAUGCCUU